Stylophora pistillata is the source of this 1290-nucleotide messenger RNA. RefSeq names its product nuclease-like. NCBI's taxonomy places the organism in Eukaryota, Metazoa, Cnidaria, Anthozoa, Scleractinia, Pocilloporidae. The record is from RefSeq and is a predicted model, not a curated record.
CGAGGCAAGAAGACCUCAAGAACUGACCAGUCGACCGAGAAGAGUCAUCUUAAUUUGUAACGACGAAAGGAAGAUGAAUUAUCUUGGUUUGCUUUUCUUUAUUGGCUUGAUAUUUACAGUUAAUCUCAAUGUAUUUUCCUGGGCCGCAACGACUUUUAAUAAAACCACGGUGAAAAAUUACAAUGGAUUUGGGCAUCUGAACCGACAAGCGGAAACGCGUAUGGUGCAGCAAUGCGAUCUUGACGAUUUCUCUUUGGAUUAUCAAGAACCAGUUUUUCCACAAGUCCCAGGUGUUACCACCUCCAUUUGCCAAAGGGGUCAGUUUGCCACAUUUUACGAUGGAGGUUUGGGAAUACCUCGUUACGCAGUAUAUAUGCUUACGGACGACGAAGUGAAAAAGUUUAAAUCGUUUAAAAGACCUACGAGUGACCCAUGGUCUCAAACUCCAGGAAUUACCCAUCAGGGAAGUAAUGAUCUGUAUAAGGGAGGAAAUUAUCAAAGAGGUCAUAUAGUUCCCUUUGAGACUUUAUCUUACAGUGAAGAAAGUGGACUUGCUUCCUUCACCUACACCAACUGCGUACCACAGGUCGGAAGUUUUAACACAGGACUAUGGCGAGUAUACGAGGCUAAAAUACGGAAAUAUGCCGGGGUGUGUACUUCACAAGGAGGGACCCUCUACCUGAUCACGGGUAUAUCAUUUGUUAGACUUGUAACCAAUCCUAAAACCCUCCAACUCGAGCCGGAAUUGCCACAUUCUAUCAUGGCUUUCCCUAACAAGCCAGGCAUCGUACAAUCACAAAAAAUUGCAAUCCCUAACUCGAUGUGGACAGCUGGCUGUUGUUGGAGUGCAAUGAAAGGGAUCGUCACAGGAGCGUUUGCUGUGAUAGGUAAUAAUGAUGAAAACAAAGAAAUGAAUAAGAGAAUCAUGGCCCACCAAAGCUUACCAUAUGUCGAACAAGUCCUUCAAAAAGAAAAUAAAAAUAUUGAAUUGUUCCCAGGGCAUAACGAUUGCUAUGACCUGACUAAGCAGGUUACUCUUUGAAAGUAUUUUGAAAAGAAAUGGUUAUGAUUAACUGUUAACAUAAAUCGCCCAAUUCCGUCAGUAGUCAAACUCGUGAUUGACGAAUCAGACUCUCGCGAUUACAGACCGAGUUAAGCUACACCUGCAACUGUUUAUCCUUUUAUCCUUUAAUUAGUAAGUAACUUGUAGCACAUUUGGUGUUGUCCGUGAACUGAGUGCACAACAGAUAAUUAACGCAAUUGAGUUCACGUGUAUCAAAGAAGCGAAUC